Molecule: messenger RNA, 1920 nt
Organism: Podospora pseudocomata
Lineage: Eukaryota; Fungi; Ascomycota; Sordariomycetes; Sordariales; Podosporaceae
Exons: 6
Coding region: 183-1844 (553 amino acids)
Source: RefSeq, a predicted model, not a curated record
UGCAUCUUUUGUCAUACUUGUCGUUGGUGUUUUAUUAUCCUUUUAUUGUAAACAAACCUUUUUAUCCUCAACCUCCAUCAAUUCAUUCAGUUGCUUUUACCCAGCUGUAAUAUUCUUUCGCCGCACAGUCAAAGCCCAGAGCAUCAUUGCAUCAUUGUCCUUGCAGCUUUCAUCAGGUAGCUAUGGCAGCAAACAGAGACUUGCCUGAUAUAACGGUUGCAGUUGACUAUGGCACCACAUUCACUGUUCCAUCUGUUCUCUCCAAGAAACUUUUUAAACAGCCUAACGGUCAGGGCGUACGCAAGUGGGGUUUCCAAUGCGAGGACUCUGCCGAGACUGCGGAAGAGGAUAUGAGUGAGAACGACAAAUGGAGAUACCUCAAAAUUUGCCUCGACUCCGACUACCACAAGGAGACCAUUGGGCAAAAUUUCUCAUGGGCUCCUGCAACUAUGAAGGAAGUUCACCUCCUCGUUUGCGACUACUUGAGCCAUGUUUAUUGUCACGUGAAGAAAAGUAUCUCUGACACGCUCCGCUUGGACAAUGCAAAGGACUGUGAUAAUCUCUCAGUUGAGUUCGUCUUCAGCGUGCCAACAAUAUGGGAAGGGGUUGGAGGACAAGAGAUUUUGGAUGACUUUCUAAAGAUCGUCAAAGAUGCUGGGUUUGGGUCGGCUCAAAGGCAUAGGGUAAUGUUGGGUUUGACGGAAGCCGAGGCAGCCGCAGUGGCAACACUCGGCAACACUGGUUCGCCGCUGCUGCAUUUCAAAAACGGGGACACUCUUCUAUCCAUUGACGCUGGGGGCGGCACCACUGACCUUGCGCUUGUCAGGGCUACUAAAACGAAACCACCGGUCAUGAAACAGAUCCAAUCUGUGACAGGAAUUGUUGUCGGCUCCAGGUUGAUUGACUUGGAGUUUCAGCGGUUAAUUGAUAUUCGGCUCAAGGCUCAUCCAGAAGAACAGUCGAAGCUUCCGCUCAACAAGCUUUUGUCACUAUCGCAGAGUUGCCAAUAUCGAACGGUGAAGCACAGGUUUGGAGAGCCAGUUUAUGACAGAAAUUACAAGAUUGAGGUUCCCGGCUUAAACCCAAACAUUCGCCGUGAGGGUCUAAACAUAGAGGGUGGCGCUAUGAACAAUACAUCAUCCUUUCAGGGGGCUAAUGUAGCUCCACCUACGUUUUUAACAAAGUCAAAGAGCACAUCGACCGUUCGACUACAAGGGCUUUGCGCAAAGGAGAAACCCAACUCCCAAGGAUUGACGAUCCACAGCUUGUUGUUGUCCGGGGUUUAUUGCUUGAGCAAGCACAAGGAAUUCUUCGAAAACGCAUUGCACGAGCUAGCUAUGCACUUCGGUGAGGUCAAGCGUACCGAUGAGUUAGACCGCAAGGACUAUGUUCUUGAUCAGAUUCGUUGGAUACUCAAGAGAGAUACCAUCAUCGACCACGGAAAACAAUUCGAGGUUGAAGUUGAACGACGUGAAGACCUGGAUCACCCUCUCCAGUGGAAAGACAUCAUCGUGGUUUCGCGAAUUGAAGCUCGCUGGCUGCCCCCGAGCAUGCCAACCUCGAUGGCCGAAGCGUUGUAUGAGAUAGAGGUUGACCUGAACCAAGUUCGAGGGUCAAUCCUCAAGAAAACGCGGUCCUGGCCUCUUCCAAUAACGAAAUACUACGUGUGCCAGUACAAGAUUCGGUUGUCAGUCGAGCCUUCAGGGAACAUGCAAUUUCAAGUUGAAUACCAAGGCAAUAUCAUUCCUGGGAAUCAUACGCUUCUUCGAAGUAAAAUAGAGGUUUGUCACGGCUAUACUCUCCGCCCUGUCCUCGCUCUGCUAACAAUUCCGAAUGGGUCGUAGAAUCAGAAGCAAACCAAUGAAAGACGCACUAACAGCGAGACUCGGUGUGAUGAUGCCUGUCAUGGGAUGAUAUCCG